AACUGACGAUCCCACACGUUGAGGAGCCCAUAAUUGCGCCACGUGGGCUAUCCUUGACUGGGUCCCCAAUCCCAGAUGUUGCUUGCCCCACCUCACCUCUCCGGCUCUCUCCCCACCACGGCCACCGCCGCUGAUCAUCCAACUGCCUUCUCACUGAUUUUGUCCCUUACAUAAUUAGAUAGAUUAUGGUGCUAUUGACUAUGCUCUCUCUCGCUUCGGUCUUCACCACACCAAAUUUAUUUAUUUUUAUUUUUUUUUAAAAAUUUUGCGUUAACUUAUUUGCCUGUCUAGCUCAAUAGAAAAUUCCCAACCCCUCCACCUAGAAAACGAAAAAGAUAGUCUAAUGAGUAUAAGAACCAAGUUUAAUAAGUUCCGUUUCGUGAUUCUAUAUUGCGUUGCGGGUUCUCUUCUUUUUCACGGCUUCCCAUCUGGGAUUUUUAUAUUUUUAGUUGAUCAUCAGCUGUAGUGGGUCUAGAUGAUGUAAAGGAGAAAAAAGACUUGUGGAUUUUGCCUUCGAUUAGUGACGUUUUGCAGAGCAGACUGAAAAGAGACAGGGGAGGAGGGGGGGGGGGUUGGCAGCCGGGUAGGGGACAUGGGUGCAUGUGUAUCAAGGCCAGAGAGUUGUGUGGGAGGCAAAUUUGGAGGUUCCAAGAAAAAGUCUAGGAGAAGAAUAAAAGAGGUGAGGAGAAAAGUUCCUUCUCACUUACCUGACCGAUCAUCAUUGGAUAAAUUUGACAACAAGUCUCUUCCUUUGGAUCCCUCCUUCAACAAUCGCACCUAUAAUAAAGGAAGCAUUGAGGAGGACUGGCAUGAUUGUGCUGCAAUACUUGAAUCUGACUGUAGUGAUGAUGAUUUUCAAAGUGUUCCUGAUGAUUUGCUCUCCCUUAAUGGCUGUGAUGCUGCAUCAGUGUCUAGUGUUACUUCUCCCAAAUAUGCCAAUCAAAGACAUGGUGAUGCUAAUGUGCAAUGUGUAUCCUCUAUUGAGCAGCCACAGGGGCAAGGAGACUUGUCAAAUCAGAAUUCUGCUCGGAACUCUGUCAGUGGAGUUUCAAAAAGUUCAGGGCAUCCUAAUGAUUGUGAAUUGCGGGUGAAAUUUGAUGGAUCCUCCAGUGAGGUGCAACCUGUUUUCCUUGAUGAAAUAUCCUCUUCGGCAGAUGAAAGUGCUGACAGGGAGGAUGGCUUGAUGGAUAACUGUGGUAUUCUUCCAAACAAUUGUUUGCCUUGUCUAGCUUCAACUGUCCCAUCUGUGGAAAAGAGGAGAUCUCUGAGCUCCAGUCCUCCAAGUGCUAGGAAAAAGGCUGCCUCGAAACUUUCCUUCAAGUGGAGGGAAGGACAUUCUAGUGCAAAUUUGCUUUCUUCAAAGGCACUUUUACAAAGGCCAAUUGCCGGAUCCCAGGUACCUUUUUGUCCCUUGGAGAAGAAGAUUUCCGACAGUUGGUCUCAGAUUGAACCGAGGACUUUCAAAGUUCGGGGGGCAAAUUAUCAUAGAGAUAAAAGGAAGGAUUUUGCUCCAAAUUAUGCAGCAUAUUACCCAUUUGGUCUCGAUGUAUUUUUAUCUCCGAAGAAAGUUAAUCAUAUUGCUCGAUUUGUGGAGCUUCCAGCCAUAAACUACUCUGGGGCACUUCCUUCUAUUCUUGUUGUCAAUGCUCAGAUACCACUGUAUCCAGCCACAAUUUUUCAAAAUGAAACUGAUGGAGACGGGAUUAGUUUUGUUAUGUACUUUAAACUUUCAGAGAGUUAUGCAAAGGAACUUCCAUUCCAUUUUCAAGAAAGUAUCAGGAGGGUAAUCAAUGAUGAGGUGGAAAAAGUAAAAGGCUUUCCUGUAGAUACAAAUGUACCUUUCAGGGAAAGGUUAAAAAUCUUGGGGCGUGUAGGCAAUGUGGAUGAUCUCCGUUUAAGUGCGCCUGAGCGAAAGCUUAUGCAUGCCUACAAUGAAAAGCCUGUUCUUUCACGUCCGCAACAUGAAUUUUUCUUGGGAGAAAACUAUUUUGAGAUUGAUUUGGAUAUGCAUCGAUUUAGCUACAUCUCUAGAAAAGGUUUUGAAGCAUUCCUAGACCGGCUAAAGCUUUGCAUCUUGGACUUUGGCCUCACAAUUCAGGGUAACAAAGCUGAGGAGUUGCCGGAGCAGAUUUUAUGCUGCAUACGGCUAAAUGAAAUUGAUUAUGCGAAUUAUCAGCAAUUGGAGUUUAGUAAUGAGUCCCUUUAACAGGUGGAGAACUUGUUAGCUUCAAGAUAAUGACGAAUAGUGCAAAACUUCAUUCUACAGCAACUUUUGUUGCCGCCCCGGGAAGCUUAACAUUCUUGGAUACGCCAAAAAUAUAUCUGUGGAUGACAACAAUCCCUUGAAUCUAAAAAGAAAGUAAAUCAUCUGAGUUUUCUAGCAAGCAAAGAGACUGCUGUUAAACUAAUGAAUCUUGAAUAGAGUUCCGACGGUGCUGAGAAUGCUCGUCAUUCUAGACUUUUACACUAAGCAAUGCAAGGUUUCGAUGAACUACUUGGGCCAUCAUGUCCUGCUCCAUCUCUGGGUCCUGAUUUGCUCGGACCUGAAUUCCGGUGUAUUAUUCCCGGCCUCUCACAUGCAACAGUGUAACAGUAGAAAAAAUUUGUGCAUGUUCGUGAGCCAGCUCUGGUUUUCGUUCCUCUGAGGUUGCGUGAAAGACCAUUUUACACACUUAAUCAAGCCAAAACUGGAGUAUGGGGUGGGGGGAAUGAAAUAUAACCUCUAGCCCGCUGGUUCGCUAAUAGCUUGAAGUUAUUGGGCCGCACAGUUAGGCUUGACUUUUGAUAGGGAUAGGCAGACAUGACUGUAUUUAUAAUAAACAGGGUUGCGAAAGUAGAAGAUCAAAUUUCAAAGUUCAGCUUAGUUG
Molecule: messenger RNA, 2867 nt
Organism: Coffea arabica (coffee)
Lineage: Eukaryota; Viridiplantae; Streptophyta; Magnoliopsida; Gentianales; Rubiaceae
Source: RefSeq, a predicted model, not a curated record